This is a messenger RNA of Syngnathus typhle (broad-nosed pipefish), 1858 nucleotides long. It is a transcript of the gene mmachc, whose product is annotated as metabolism of cobalamin associated C. The record is from RefSeq and is a predicted model, not a curated record. Gene Ontology annotation, molecular function: demethylase activity; cyanocobalamin reductase (cyanide-eliminating) (NADP+) activity; FAD binding. The transcript is spliced from 6 exons. Gene Ontology annotation, biological process: cobalamin metabolic process. The coding region runs from base 158 to 955 and encodes 265 amino acids. Gene Ontology annotation, cellular component: cytoplasm. Lineage: Eukaryota; Metazoa; Chordata; Actinopteri; Syngnathiformes; Syngnathidae.
CAACAUGUAACUUUACACUUCUGUGCCGAGGUAACAACCUAGGUAACACCUUUGACACUUGCUGGGGAGAUUCGGUUACAACGGAACUCCUGCUCUACUCAGAAGGGAAGAGAACACAAUAUCCCACAAUGCCACGCGGAGAUGAUGUCACCUUAAAAUGGCGGCCUCUGCCGUUAACGUGGAAAAUGUCAAAAAGUUACUCGAGGACAGUCUGCUCAAACUCGGAUUUGAAGUGUACACCUUGAAGGUAGGUUGGUACAACUCCGUGCUGCCCACCAAGCUUCAGCUGCCGUACCCGAAUGACAACUUGGCCGUGGUGCUCCUCAGCACUCCCGCUAUGUUCGAGCAAGCCUUCCUUCCCUUCAUGGAGGAGAAAGGAUGCCAAGGGCUUUCUGACCCUAUUGACCAGUGUGUUAACCAUUGUGUCACCUCUGCUCUCACUCAGAACUUUCCCGGACAGAAGGUGGACGUGAGUUACGACUACGAGCUGCUGCCCAGCAGAAAGCCCAAAUUCUUAGCACAGACCGCCGCACACGUGUCAGGAGCGGCUUUCUACUACCAGCAGUCCGACGUCAGCGACCAACCCUGGGCCAACAAAAUGUUCGGUGUGUGCGUGCAUCCCAAAUUGGGAGGCUGGUUCGCCAUCCGAGCUCUGCUGGUGUUCCAAGAUGUUAAAAUUGACCCAGAGGAGCUCCAGCCUGCCCCUCCAGACUGCGUGCCCUCCAGGGAGGCCAGGAUUCAGUUGCUGGAAGAUUUCAACUUGCGGUGGCAGGAUUGGGGCUACAGGAACAUCAUCACUCCUUCGCAGACUUACUCGCAGAAACAGAAGGACUACUUCGCCACGCCGCCUGCCCAGCGACCCGCUCUCCUCAGGAGUUGGGGUCUCCUGCCAGAGUUGGAUGACACUCGCUCUCACAGCCCGGAGGAUCACGCUCAGGUGAAUGGACACGGCUGACAUGAAAAGGUGCUACAUUUUGGAGAUAGCUUUAUUUAUUAAGAUCAAUAGAUCUUUGCAAAAAACAGUUUAUGGUCAUUGAAGGUGUUUUUUUUUAUUUUUAUUUGGGGAGUAAUAGUAAGCAUUUUUACCAAACAAAAGUGUUUUCAUGAUUCAGCCGCUAGAUGUCAGUGUUGUAGCGCUCUCUAGUCAGUCCUUUCCUUGAACGAACUGUUCGGAUGAUCUUUUUAUAACAUUAUUUCAUGACACAUUUGCACCUUGAUGGAGUUUCUACUCUGACCUUAUCUGUAAUGAGCUUCUCACCUGAGCCCAUUCUCCCGCCCGAGCCAUUUAAAACUAUCUGUGUACUGAAUCAGCUCUCCAGCAGAGUUAAUUAUACUCCCACUGAUACGGCAUCACCUCAAUCUUACCACCUCCAUCUCUUUCACUUUUAGCUCAUAUGCUAUGCUGUGCGUGUUAUUCCAAGUCGAAUCAGAUAUGCAGGAAAAAAACAUUUGCACAGAAAGUAGAUAUAAAUCUAAUGUGUUUUCAUUCCACAAGUUUGAGAGUUUCAGCAUUUAAAUUUCUCAAACGAACCAACAUCGGAGAGUUGCAAAAGCAACGCCGCAGCUGCCGCGAGUCCGAUUCGGGUGUGCGGAUGAAAAGAGCAGCGAGCAGAGGCAGAGAAAGAGCUGCAGAGUGGCGCUUUGAUGAGUUGUGGUUGAGUGAAGCGGCGGCGCCGGCGGCCGCCCACGGGCCUCAGUCAGUCAGUUCACGGGGAGUGCGGGCAAAGGCCAGCUCGUGGGGCAACGCUAUCUGGUCAUUUUCAUCAUGUUUAUUUUAAUGACUUGUUUGUAAGAUACAGUAUCCGUGUGACAAAUGUAUUCAAUGUCUAAUAAAUAUACUGUACAUACAAUUUAAAAA